ACAUGGAAUCCCAUUGUGAAGAACUAUUUAUGCCGCUUAGUUCAGUGUAAAAGGAGAUCAGAAGUUAUAAGCAGAUUGGAUGUUAGUGUUAGUCAGUAUAUACAACGUCGUUGGAUGAGUCGAAGAGAAUUGUGGGCAGCAGCUUUCAGAGACCAUGCGCCGACUUUUGAUAAUGCUACUAAUAAUCGAGUAGAAACUUCACACAAGCAAAUGAAGCGUUACUUGCAAAGAUCAGUCUGGAUUUAUUCAAGAAUACAGCAGGAGUCAAUGAUUGCUCGGUUGCGAUGCUUCACGUAUUCCUGUUCAAAACGUCUAAUGCCAAUCCUACGACUACUGACGCCAAACGCCUCGAGGAAAGUGAUGCGUGAUUACGAAAAGCAAUAGCGGGCUUCUGUUGAGGUUGAAGCUUUCGAUGUCUUCUUUCAAGACAAUGGGAGGGGAGUAGAGGUUGAUCUGCGUGCUUGCACAUGCACACGUAUAACGUUUCAGACCCGUCGGUACUCCUGCCGAUACUUGCUGUUGGUCCAUUUCAGAAAGCCGUGUUUACAGGUAUAUUUACGUCUAAUUACGCAUGCGAGUUACUCUGCUGUCACGUAAACUAUUCGCUAUUCUAUGACUCCACUUGUAACAUAUGUCGACCUAACCUUAAGUACCUGAAAUUCUCAGAUACUGAAAUUUGUAAUUUUCAUAACCGUGUGCAUGUGCACAAUGCCUUAAUUGUAAACAGGAUACAAGCAAUACCAUCAUUGAUCCUGUUAUAUCGUGUUCAUAAUUAUCUUAAUGUUUUGUGUUCCACCUUUUGUAGUUAACCAUGUCCAGUCGAAGUGUCAACAAUGGACGUGGUCACGCGACUACUUCGCAUCUCAAAACACGUCAGCAGUUGCCCCUCGAAGUCCAUGUGAUUUAUCCAAAAACAAUAAUAAGCUUAUGGAUGCGGGCCCAACGAGAAUUGCUGACGAAUCUGGAGAAAUGUUUGCCGCAAAUUACGCAGGAGAAGUAUGCGCAGGAAUGGAAC
Messenger RNA from Trichobilharzia regenti, 1015 nucleotides. NCBI's taxonomy places the organism in Eukaryota, Metazoa, Platyhelminthes, Trematoda, Strigeidida, Schistosomatidae. The record is from the annotation of a GenBank genome assembly.